Molecule: messenger RNA, 5941 nt
Organism: Paramecium primaurelia
Lineage: Eukaryota; Ciliophora; Oligohymenophorea; Peniculida; Parameciidae
Source: the annotation of a GenBank genome assembly
AUGGACAGAGAAAGUCGUUCUAGAGAUGAUAGUAAAGGUAGAUAGGCCCCAUUGUAUAGGGAAUCUCUAUAUCGAAGUUCAUCUUCAGUAAGCAGCUAAUUUAAAGUCUCUCCAGGCCCUAUGCUAUUCAAAGGUACAGAGAAUUCAAGUGUGUUGAAAAAUGCUCAACCUUAAUUUGAAGAAGAUGCAGAUGGAUUUAAAAAGCCACCAGCUCGUUCAGAGAAGUUAGAAGAAGAAAGGAAACGCAAUAAAUUACUUAAUGAAUACACAGCAUUUGAAUGGGAAAAUAUAGAAUAGGAAUCAGAUAGAAAAUGGUAUGAUUAUGAUGAAGAUGAUAUUGGUAAUGCUUCUUAAUAAGAUUGGGGAGGUGAAGUAUUUAAAGGUUAAAAAGAAGAAUUUAAAUUUGAAGAAUAUAGUAAACGUAAAGGUUAGACAGUAAGAUAAUCAGAGAAAAAUUAAGAAUAAAAUAGAUGGGAACUUAAUCGUAUGAUUGCAUCAGAUGUAUUCAAAAGAAAAGCAGAUGCUUGGGAUUUUUAUGAAGAAGAAAAUGAAAAAAGAGUUGUAAUACAUGUACAUGAUAUCAAACCACCUUUUUUGGAUGGAAAAGUUGUUUAUACUACUUAAUUAACAUAAGUAUAAAUUGUCAAAGAUCCUAAUUCAGAUAUGGCUAAGUUAGCAAAGUAAGGUUCAGAAGUUUUAAUGUUAAUGAGAGAAAAAUAAGAUAAAACUAAAAUGAGAGAGAGAUUUUGGGAAUUAAGUGGAUCAAAAAUGGGAAAGGUUAUGAAUCUAGAUAGAAAAAAAGAAUAAGAUCCAGAUAGACAUUUAUUAAAUGAAGAUGGAGAUUAUGAUUUUAAAGCUUCUUCUAGAUAUUAAACAGCUCUUUAAAGAGUUACUUAAGGUUAAAGUGAUUUUGCUAGAAAUAAAACAAUCAAAGAACAAAGAGAAUACUUACCAGUAUUUCAUUGUAGAUCUGAAUUAGUUUAAUUAUUACAUGAUAAUAGAGUUUCUAUUAUUGUAGGAGAAACUGGAUCAGGUAAGACUACUUAAUUGACAUAAUAUUUAUAUGAAGAAGGUUAUACUAAUACUGGUGUAAUUGGAUGUACUUAACCAAGAAGAGUUGCAGCAGUAUCAGUAGCAAAAAGAGUAGCUGAAGAAAUGGGAGUAGAAUUAGGUAGUAAAGUAGGUUAUGCCAUUCGUUUUGAAGAUUAUACUAGUAAAGAUACAGUCAUUAAAUAUAUGACAGAUGGUGUUUUAUUAAGAGAAUCUCUUUAAGAUCCUGAUCUUGAAAAAUAUUCUGCUAUCAUUAUGGAUGAAGCACAUGAAAGAUCUUUAAAUACAGAUGUUUUAUUUGGUAUUCUUAAAAAAGUAGCAUAAAGAAGAAGAGACAUCAGAAUUAUUAUUACAUCUGCAACUAUGAAUGCUAAAAAAUUCAGUGAUUUUUUUGGUGGAGUACCUAUCUAUAAAAUACCAGGUAGAACUUUUCCAGUUGAUGUCAGAUUUGAAAAAGCACCUGCCUAAGAUUAUGUUAGAAGUGCAAUUAAGAAAACUAUUGAAGUUCAUAUUCAAUAACCUCCUGGAGAUGUUUUAAUAUUUAUGACAGGAUAAGAAGAUAUUGAAACUACUUGUUAUUUAUUAGCUGAAGAACUCAAUAAAUUAAGUGAAGCAACUCCUCCACUUUUAAUUUUACCAAUUUAUUCUUAAUUAAGAUCAGAAGAAUAAGCAAGGAUCUUUGAAAAAAGUGAAUUUAGAAAAUGUAUAGUGGCAACAAAUAUAGCAGAAACAUCUCUAACUUUAGAUGGUGUAAAAUAUGUGAUAGAUACUGGAUAUUGUAAAAUGAAAGUGUAUAAUCCUAGAAUUGGUAUGGAUGCAUUAUAAGUUACUCCAAUAUCAUAAGCUAAUGCAGAUUAACGAAAAGGUAGAGCUGGACGUACUGGACCUGGUAUUUGUUUUAGAUUGUAUUCCUCAUUAAAUUAUAGAUAAGAUAUGUUAGAAAAUAAUAUUCCUGAAAUAUAAAGAACAAAUUUAGCUAAUGUAGUUUUAUUAUUGAAAUCAUUAAAUAUUAAUAAUCUAUUAGAUUUCGAUUUUAUGGAUCCUCCUCCUUAAGAUACAAUUUUAAAUGCUAUGUAUUAAUUGUGGGUCUUGGGAGCAUUGGAUAAUGUAGGUGAAUUAACAGAACUUGGUAGNUGGGAAAGGUUAUGAAUCUAGAUAGAAAAAAAGAAUAAGAUCCAGAUAGACAUUUAUUAAAUGAAGAUGGAGAUUAUGAUUUUAAAGCUUCUUCUAGAUAUUAAACAGCUCUUUAAAGAGUUACUUAAGGUUAAAGUGAUUUUGCUAGAAAUAAAACAAUCAAAGAACAAAGAGAAUACUUACCAGUAUUUCAUUGUAGAUCUGAAUUAGUUUAAUUAUUACAUGAUAAUAGAGUUUCUAUUAUUGUAGGAGAAACUGGAUCAGGUAAGACUACUUAAUUGACAUAAUAUUUAUAUGAAGAAGGUUAUACUAAUACUGGUGUAAUUGGAUGUACUUAACCAAGAAGAGUUGCAGCAGUAUCAGUAGCAAAAAGAGUAGCUGAAGAAAUGGGAGUAGAAUUAGGUAGUAAAGUAGGUUAUGCCAUUCGUUUUGAAGAUUAUACUAGUAAAGAUACAGUCAUUAAAUAUAUGACAGAUGGUGUUUUAUUAAGAGAAUCUCUUUAAGAUCCUGAUCUUGAAAAAUAUUCUGCUAUCAUUAUGGAUGAAGCACAUGAAAGAUCUUUAAAUACAGAUGUUUUAUUUGGUAUUCUUAAAAAAGUAGCAUAAAGAAGAAGAGACAUCAGAAUUAUUAUUACAUCUGCAACUAUGAAUGCUAAAAAAUUCAGUGAUUUUUUUGGUGGAGUACCUAUCUAUAAAAUACCAGGUAGAACUUUUCCAGUUGAUGUCAGAUUUGAAAAAGCACCUGCCUAAGAUUAUGUUAGAAGUGCAAUUAAGAAAACUAUUGAAGUUCAUAUUCAAUAACCUCCUGGAGAUGUUUUAAUAUUUAUGACAGGAUAAGAAGAUAUUGAAACUACUUGUUAUUUAUUAGCUGAAGAACUCAAUAAAUUAAGUGAAGCAACUCCUCCACUUUUAAUUUUACCAAUUUAUUCUUAAUUAAGAUCAGAAGAAUAAGCAAGGAUCUUUGAAAAAAGUGAAUUUAGAAAAUGUAUAGUGGCAACAAAUAUAGCAGAAACAUCUCUAACUUUAGAUGGUGUAAAAUAUGUGAUAGAUACUGGAUAUUGUAAAAUGAAAGUGUAUAAUCCUAGAAUUGGUAUGGAUGCAUUAUAAGUUACUCCAAUAUCAUAAGCUAAUGCAGAUUAACGAAAAGGUAGAGCUGGACGUACUGGACCUGGUAUUUGUUUUAGAUUGUAUUCCUCAUUAAAUUAUAGAUAAGAUAUGUUAGAAAAUAAUAUUCCUGAAAUAUAAAGAACAAAUUUAGCUAAUGUAGUUUUAUUAUUGAAAUCAUUAAAUAUUAAUAAUCUAUUAGAUUUCGAUUUUAUGGAUCCUCCUCCUUAAGAUACAAUUUUAAAUGCUAUGUAUUAAUUGUGGGUCUUGGGAGCAUUGGAUAAUGUAGGUGAAUUAACAGAACUUGGUAGAAAAAUGAGUGAGUUCCCAUUAGAUCCACCAUUAUCAAAAAUGUUAAUAAAAGGAGAUUAAUUAGGAUGCACUGAAGAAAUACUAACAGUUGUUAGUAUGUUAAGUGUACCAGGAAUAUUUUAUAGACCAAAAGAUAGAGAAGCAGAAAGUGAUGCUGCUAGAGAAAAGUUAUUUGUUGGAGAAAGUGAUCAUUUAACAAUGUUAAAUGUAUUUGAAUAAUGGAAAAGACAUGAAUUUUCACCUGAAUGGUGUAAUGAUCAUUUUGUUUAAGCAAAAAGUAUGAGAAAAGUAAGAGAAGUAAGAGCUUAAUUAAAAGAUAUUGCUGGUAAAUUAGGAUUAAAAAUGAGUACUUGUAAUUUCUCAUAUGAUGUUGUUAGAAAGGCUAUUUGUUCAGCAUAUUUUUAGAAUGCAGCUAAAAUUAAAGGAGUUGGAGAUUAUAUAAAUUUACGUACAGGUAUGCCAUGUAAAUUACAUCCUUCAAGUGCUUUAUAUUCUUUAGGUUAUGCUCCAGAUUAUGUUGUUUAUCAUGAAUUGGUAAUGACAUCUAAAGAAUAUAUGCAUUGUGUAAGUGCUGUUGAUCCUUAAUGGUUAGCUGAAAUGGGUCCUAUGUUUUUUAGUAUUAAAGAAGAUGGUGAAACUAGAGCAUCUCGUAUUGAAAGUGAAAAAAAGNACCUGCCUAAGAUUAUGUUAGAAGUGCAAUUAAGAAAACUAUUGAAGUUCAUAUUCAAUAACCUCCUGGAGAUGUUUUAAUAUUUAUGACAGGAUAAGAAGAUAUUGAAACUACUUGUUAUUUAUUAGCUGAAGAACUCAAUAAAUUAAGUGAAGCAACUCCUCCUCUUUUAAUUUUACCAAUUUAUUCUUAAUUAAGAUCUGAAGAAUAAGCAAGGAUCUUUGAAAAAAGUGAAUUUAGAAAAUGUAUAGUGGCAACAAAUAUAGCAGAAACAUCUCUAACUUUAGAUGGUGUAAAAUAUGUGAUAGAUACUGGAUAUUGUAAAAUGAAAGUGUAUAAUCCUAGAAUUGGUAUGGAUGCAUUAUAAGUUACUCCAAUAUCAUAAGCUAAUGCAGAUUAACGAAAAGGUAGAGCUGGACGUACUGGACCUGGUAUUUGUUUUAGAUUGUAUUCCUCAUUAAAUUAUAGAUAAGAUAUGUUAGAAAAUAAUAUUCCUGAAAUAUAAAGAACAAAUUUAGCUAAUGUAGUUUUAUUAUUGAAAUCAUUAAAUAUUAAUAAUCUAUUAGAUUUCGAUUUUAUGGAUCCUCCUCCUUAAGAUACAAUUUUAAAUGCUAUGUAUUAAUUGUGGGUCUUGGGAGCAUUGGAUAAUGUAGGUGAAUUAACAGAACUUGGUAGAAAAAUGAGUGAGUUCCCAUUAGAUCCACCAUUAUCAAAAAUGUUAAUAAAAGGAGAUUAAUUAGGAUGCACUGAAGAAAUACUAACAGUUGUUAGUAUGUUAAGUGUACCAGGAAUAUUUUAUAGACCAAAAGAUAGAGAAGCAGAAAGUGAUGCUGCUAGAGAAAAGUUAUUUGUUGGAGAAAGUGAUCAUUUAACAAUGUUAAAUGUAUUUGAAUAAUGGAAAAGACAUGAAUUUUCACCUGAAUGGUGUAAUGAUCAUUUUGUUUAAGCAAAAAGUAUGAGAAAAGUAAGAGAAGUAAGAGCUUAAUUAAAAGAUAUUGCUGGUAAAUUAGGAUUAAAAAUGAGUACUUGUAAUUUCUCAUAUGAUGUUGUUAGAAAGGCUAUUUGUUCAGCAUAUUUUUAGAAUGCAGCUAAAAUUAAAGGAGUUGGAGAUUAUAUAAAUUUACGUACAGGUAUGCCAUGUAAAUUACAUCCUUCAAGUGCUUUAUAUUCUUUAGGUUAUGCUCCAGAUUAUGUUGUUUAUCAUGAAUUGGUAAUGACAUCUAAAGAAUAUAUGCAUUGUGUAAGUGCUGUUGAUCCUUAAUGGUUAGCUGAAAUGGGUCCUAUGUUUUUUAGUAUUAAAGAAGAUGGUGAAACUAGAGCAUCUCGUAUUGAAAGUGAAAAAAAGAGUAAAAGAGAAAUAGAAUUAUCUAUUGAAAAAGCUAAAAGAGAACAUGAAAUGAAAAGUGAAGAAUGUUAAAGAAGAAUAGAGAAAGAAGAUAGAGAGAGAAGAUUAAUUAGUGAACGUACAGCUACAUUAGGAUGUAGACCAAGUAGAAUAUAAACACCAUUAAGAUAAUAAAUAUCAUCAAUUGCUGCAACUCCUAUAAGAAGUGAAUGUGAAUCUGUUAUUUCAGGAAUGACAAGUAUCUAAGCUAAAUAAAUGAGAAUGGCAUAUUAUGAUGAUGAAGAAGAAUAAGAUGUUGGUAGAAACAAAAUACCUAAAUUAGAAUGA